AUGACCCAAAGAAGUAAAAGGGAAGAUGAUGGGAGUGUUAGAUAUGUAACACUUGGGUGUGCUCGUGGCGGUAAGGCAAGGAAACGUAUUACCAACAUUUCUAAACCACGCCCGACAACGAAGACUGAUUGUAAGGCGAGAAUUAAUGCAGUUUUGGCUGAUGAUGUCUUACAUAUAACUACUGUCUGCAAUGCACAUAACCAUGGGUUAAGUCCACAAAAGGCAAGAUUUUUUAGAUGUAAUCGAGCAAUUGAUGAUUCAGUGAAGAGGCAGUUAGAUAUUAACGACAAGGCAGUCAUAGGUAUGGCCAAAAGUUUUAACGCAUUGGUUGUUGAGGCUGGUGGUUUUGAGAAACUUCCAUUUAUUGAAAAAGAUGCAAUGAAUUAUAUAGACAAGGCUCGACACCUUAGACUUGGCAAAGGAGGUGCUGAUGCACUUCGUGGUUAUUUUGAGAGGAUGCAGUAUAAGAAUAAUGGGUUUUACUCAUCAAUGGAUUUGGAUGAUGAGAGUCGAUUAAAAAAUGUAUUUCGGGCCGAUGCACGCAGCAGAGCAGCAUGUUUGAUAUCAAGUGAAAAUACUGAAACAUUUGUUUGGUUAUUUGACACUUGGUUGAAAUGUAUGGAUGAGAGGGCGCCAAAAGCUAUUAUCACUGAUCAAGACAGGGCCAUGAAAAAUGCUAUUGCAAUAAGAUGUGUUUAUGAUUCUCAAACUUCUGACGAGUUCGAGAAGUCUUGGGAGGUGUUUAUUGACACUUACAAUUUGAAGGAAAAUGCAUGGCUUCAAAGUCUCUACAGUGAGCAAAUGUAUUGGGUUCCCGUAUACCUGAAAAAUACAUUUUGGGCUGGGAUGAGCACAACUCAGAGGAUUGAGAGCAUGCAUGCCUUUUUUGAUGGAUAUGCACAUUCUGAGACUACGUUGAAAGAAUUCGUUGAUCAAUUCGACAAUGCACUGAGGAAGAAAGUAGAGAAUGAGAUGGCAGCGGAUUUCCACUCAUUCAAUUGCACAGUCCCUUGUAUAUCUCAUUUACCCGUGGAGAAAAAAUUCCAAGUUGUGUACACGAAUUCUAAAUUUAAAGAAGUGCAGUCAGAAGUAAUGGAGAUUAUCUACUCUCAUUGUGUUGUCAUAAAAACAGAAGGGGCAAUUACCACGUAUCAAGUUAAUGACCAAAGGGUAGUUGAAGACGGUAUCAAGAAGUCAACUUUGCAGGCGUACUUCAAUGAAGAUGAGUGUGAGGCCAAGUGCAUGUGUGGACUAUUUGAGAUGAUAGGGAUUAUAUGUAGGCACAUUCUUUCAAUUUUUGCCACAAGAGAUGUCCAAGUAUUGCCGAAAAAGUACAUUAUGGAGAAGUGGAGGAAGGACAUUAAACAUAGAUAUGGUCUCAUUCGAAGCAGUUACGAUGACUUGAGUGGUAAACCAGCUGCUAGUCGAUACUCUGGUUUGAUAAAAUUACAUUACCAAGUAGCUACAAAUGCAUGUGAAAACGAAGAUAAUUCUCUGGACAUGACACAGAAGUUGAAGGCAGUGAAUGACAUUUACACUAAAUCGAAGCCACAGGCCACAGUUGCAAGCACUCAUGCUUCCAUUGAUGCCGAAACUGGAAGUUCGAAAAAAGUGUUGAGCCCUCGUGUUGUCAGAGGCAAGGGCAGGCUCCCAUCAAAGAGGAGACAAACUACAAUAGAGAAAUUACAAACCAAAAAUAAAAAAGCUGGUGGCAAGCGACAAAUAAAGAAUCCUCAAUCACGGAUGGAAGACGAAUUAAACUCCACAGAAUCGGUAAUACUGCACGACACACCAGAAGCUGUUGUUUCGCAGUUGCCUGGUACACAACAAAGCGUUAUUUCUCAGGUGAACUUCGCAUGCCCUGGCCCUCUCGAUGAUUGA
Messenger RNA from Juglans regia (Persian walnut), 1881 nucleotides. RefSeq names its product protein FAR-RED IMPAIRED RESPONSE 1-like. The transcript is spliced from 5 exons. NCBI's taxonomy places the organism in Eukaryota, Viridiplantae, Streptophyta, Magnoliopsida, Fagales, Juglandaceae. The record is from RefSeq and is a predicted model, not a curated record. Gene Ontology annotation, molecular function: zinc ion binding. Bases 1 to 1881 code for a protein of 626 amino acids.